CGGGCCGGUCCGCGGGGCUGCGAGUGGCGUCCUCCUGCCGGCGCCGGAGUGGGGCUGGAGGCGGGGCCGGGGCACGGCGCGGGGCCGCCCAGCUGCGCGCUGCUCCGCGCUCCUCCGGGCUCUGCGCCCACAGGAGGAAGUAACAGGAGAACUGUCUGACAUCUGGUACAAACCCCAAGCAGCAAGCCCCGAAGCUGAAGCGAACUUGGCCGUGCCUGUUGGCUCCAGGAGUCCCUAUGGAUUAUGGCAGGAAAAGUGAAAUGGGUCACUGAUAUCGAGAAGUCCGUGCUGAUAAAUAACUUUGAAAAGAGAGGAUGGAUCCAAGUGACAGAAAACGAAGAUUGGAACUUUUACUGGAUGAGUGUACAAACCAUCCGGAACGUUUUUAGUGUCGAAACUGGCUAUCGGCUCUCAGACGAUCAAAUAGUGAACCAUUUUCCGAACCACUAUGAGCUGACCCGGAAGGACCUGAUGGUGAAGAAUAUUAAAAGAUACAGGAAGGAGCUGGAGAAGGAAGGGAGCCCUCUAGCAGAAAAAGACGAAAAUGGGAAAUACCUCUAUCUGGACUUUGUUCCAGUCACCUAUAUGCUGCCCGCCGACUACAACCUGUUCGUGGAAGAGUUCAGGAAGAGCCCCUCCAGCACCUGGAUCAUGAAACCUUGCGGCAAAGCCCAGGGGAAGGGCAUCUUUCUGAUCAACAAGCUCUCGCAGAUCAAAAAGUGGUCCCGGGACAGCAAGACGUCUUCGUUCGUGACUCAGUCUACCAAGGAAGCCUACGUGAUCUCCCUCUACAUCAACAACCCACUGCUCAUUGGCGGGAGGAAGUUUGACCUCCGCUUGUAUGUCCUGGUGUCCACGUACCGCCCGCUGCGCUGCUACAUGUAUAAGCUCGGAUUCUGCCGCUUCUGCACCGUGAAGUACACGCCGAGCACCAGCGAGCUAGACAACAUGUUCGUUCAUCUCACCAACGUCGCCAUUCAGAAACACGGGGAAGACUAUAACCACAUCCACGGGGGCAAGUGGACCGUGAGCAACCUGCGGCUGUACCUGGAGAGCACCCGCGGCAAGGAGGUGACCGGCAAGCUGUUCGACGAGAUCCAUUGGAUCAUCGUGCAGUCGCUGAAGGCCGUGGCGCCGGUGAUGAACAACGACAAACACUGCUUCGAGUGCUACGGGUACGACAUCAUCAUCGACGACAAGCUGAAGCCCUGGUUGAUUGAGGUGAACGCGUCCCCGUCUCUCACCUCCAGCACCGCCAACGACCGAAUCCUGAAGUAUAACCUGAUCAACGACACUCUCAAUAUUGCGGUCCCGAACGGCGAGAUUCCAGACUGUAAAUGGAACAAGUCGCCCCCGAAGGAAGUCCUCGGCAAUUACGAAAUCCUCUAUGACGAAGAGCUGGCGCAGGGCGAUGGCACUGACCGAGAGCUGAGAAGUCGUCAGGGCCAGUCGCUGGGGCCCAAGGGGGGCCGGUCUCGAGACUCGGGCAGAACCGUCCUCACCACCUGGAAGUGAGCACCAGUCACCGCGAAAGACGGCGAGCCAGACCCUGCCGGAUACUCAGUGCACCUGGGCCCGUUCCAAAAUUUUCCUUUUUCUAGAGCUUUUUCCCCCCUUUCCUAAGCGCUGUAAAUAAAGGCACUUCUUUGGAAGGUUAA
Messenger RNA from Lontra canadensis (Northern American river otter), 1658 nucleotides. It is a transcript of the gene TTLL1, whose product is annotated as tubulin tyrosine ligase like 1. Bases 244 to 1515 code for a protein of 423 amino acids. The record is from RefSeq and is a predicted model, not a curated record. Gene Ontology annotation, biological process: protein polyglutamylation; microtubule cytoskeleton organization. The transcript has 12 exons. Gene Ontology annotation, cellular component: cilium. Lineage: Eukaryota; Metazoa; Chordata; Mammalia; Carnivora; Mustelidae. Gene Ontology annotation, molecular function: tubulin binding; tubulin-glutamic acid ligase activity.